AUGUUCCGCCGUACAGACACUCUCGGACAGAAACGCAGCCUCGUGUCCACCCUGACAUUCUCGACAUGGAUGUCCGACACCGCGACCAAGGUUGAGCCGGAAAAUGCAGGUGAAAGCACACCCAACAGCCGUUCGUGGACGAAGGGCAUUGUGUUCUGUUCCUGGGUUAUGGGCACGGUUCUCUCCAUCAAUAUCAUCCUAACAAUUAUCGCGGCCGGGAUUGCAUAUUCUAGGAAUGGUGCAAAUGAUUUCUCCUUUGCAGCGAUUUAUACUGGGAGCUGUUCCAGGUCAAAGAACUGGACGACAGGACUGCACCUUGUGAUUAAUAUCUUAAGCACGGCCAUGCUUGGUGCCAGUAACUACUGCAUGCAAUGUCUCGCAUCCCCAUCGCGUGCGCAGGUCGACGAAGCCCACAGUCAGCGGAGAUCCGUCGCAAUUGGGGUCCCCAAUAUCUGGAACCUGGUUCGAAGACAACGAGGGAAAAGGCAAUUGCUUGGUGGGCUGUUGCUGAUUACAUCGCUGCCCGUUCAUAUGAUUUACAACUCCGCCAUCUUCUUCGCCUUUGGGCCGACGGAAUACAGCGUCGUUGUAGGGACUGGUGGCCCUGUGGAUAGCAGCGGAACAGAAGAUUGGAACAACUGCACCACGCUUAUUGGUAUGGAUGUACCAGCCCUCAACGCCGAGCUAGGCCGGUCGGAUCUGAAAACGCUCUCUAAUCAAGAGUGCAUCGACACCUUUGCGCAGGACUAUGUAUCCGGCCAGAGGCUGGUUGUCCUGGUUACAAAAAAAGAACUGCCAGAGGGCGAGCCCGUGGUGUUUAUGCUUGGGGGAAAUGAGGCAGGAUUCACCGGCGGAGACAGCAGCGACUACAGAUGGAUGUGUGGUGGGGAAAGUGACUGCAGCAAAGACAUUGCAAGUAGCAUGCUAAACGAGGAUCAAUGGACUAUCCAGCCAUUGCAGUGGUCGACCCCAACCAUACAGAUGCAGGUUCCUACUCAGUUUGGCUUCCACAACGUCUCGGGGCAGAUUUAUUUCAACACGCCUGAUUUCCCUGAUAGUACGCCGGACACCAUACGGCUGAAUGAGUUUCUCAGCCAAAAUUUGUAUGAAAAUGAGCUGCAGGCGGAACUUGACAAUCCAUCGAACUGGGUCAAUGCCUCUUUUCCCGGAAAUGUGACAAUUUAUGGGCAUACGGCGCAAUGUAAAACGCGGGGAAUGAAUCCGGCCAAACUGCCAGAAACAUACCCAGUCGAACAUUGCCUGACAGUUCCAGUAGAGGAGAGCUGCCAGUUGGUGUUUAGCCCUCCGAUAUGUCUCAUUGUAAUCGGGUGCAAUAUCAUAAAGCUUAUCUGCGCCCUGUUCACGGCCUCUGAUAGCAGGGACGAUGUUUUCAUGACUAUCGGGGAUGCAAUUUCAUCCUAUCUUACUCGACCAGACCCGACGACAGCAGGGUGCUGCCUGCUCUCCAAGUCAUUAAUCAAUAAAGGGACGAGUGGCUGGCACAGGAAGCCAAAGAAAAAGCCCAAGGAUGGUGCUAUAGAUAUCUCAGACUCGAAACUCCCGCUCCAACUCCCUUCUCAAAAAUGGUGGUUCCAGGCCGUGGGUACAGGACGGUGGGUACUCACAAUGACCAUAUUCGUCUGCAUUAUGAUUCCAGCAGCCUACCUUCUUCACUUAGGUAUGACACAGUACUACAAGUCCGUUGGCUCAAGGACCAUUUGGGACACCACCCUCGGCGAACCAAGCCCAGCAACAAAUCUAGGGAACUUCCACGGUCAAAGCGGGACGUCAGCGAUAUUCUCUAUGGUUCUGUUGGCUAACUUGCCACAAAUCCUCGUCUCACUCGCGUACUUCAUGCUGAACGCCCUGUUGACAGUCAUGCUGGGUGCUGUCGAAUACAACAAUUACAGCCGAGCUCGCAAACCAUUGCGAGUAUCCUGGCCGCAGGGUGGCGAGCAACGGUCUACUUACUACCUCUCACUCCCAUAUAGAUACAGCGUCCCGCUCCUGAUUGUCUCUGCAGUCAUGCACUGGCUGGUGUCGCAAAGUUUCUUCUUCGUACAAGUCAUUCCAUUCGAUAUGGACGGCACCCCGAGUCGGUAUGGCCAACUCAUAACCGUCGGCCAUUCGCCAGUUGCCAUUAUCUUCGCCAUUGCCGUCGGCGGGUUACUGUUUGUCGUUUCAAUGUUGAUGGGCCUUCGUCGUUUCAAGUCACCCAUGCCAAUUGCAGGGCAGCACAGCGCGGCAAUCAGCGCUGCUUGUCAUCCUACAACUUCAGCUGCUGACGGUACUAGCCACGCACUUAAACCGGUGCAGUGGGGUGAGGUCGCGGGUACAUAUUCGGACCCGACUCCGAUGGCAUUUUCCAACCGAAUCAGGGGGGAUCUGGACCCUGGCAAUUACACUCUUUCUGGUGUUGGGGCUGUGCAACAGGAGUGCUAUCAUUGUACCUUUACAUCGGAUGAUGUGUCUGAGCCCAUCAGAGGGCGUGUAUAUAUGUAA
Messenger RNA from Aspergillus versicolor CBS 583.65, 2502 nucleotides. RefSeq lists its product as uncharacterized. The transcript is spliced from 2 exons. The coding region runs from base 1 to 2502 and encodes 833 amino acids. The record is from RefSeq and is a predicted model, not a curated record. Lineage: Eukaryota; Fungi; Ascomycota; Eurotiomycetes; Eurotiales; Aspergillaceae.